CAGCAGGUCAUAAUGCAUCGCAGAAAGGAUAUUGUAACUUGGAAGAGGUUUGCGAUGAACCGGAACCUCCCGCAGGUCGAACAAGCUUCGAUAUCAACCAACUCUUCUUCUCUACGUAUGCCGUCAGAUAUGCGCAGCAUCACCACCCUCUCGGGCUCGGAACACCUCCGAUACUGCAUUCCCCUUGCUUCAGUACGACGCCACAGCCCAGUUCCUUAA
Molecule: messenger RNA, 219 nt
Organism: Podospora pseudocomata
Lineage: Eukaryota; Fungi; Ascomycota; Sordariomycetes; Sordariales; Podosporaceae
Exons: 2
Coding region: 13-219 (68 amino acids)
Source: RefSeq, a predicted model, not a curated record